UGCCUUAAUACAUUUCUAUUGAUGUCACACAGUUGGGUAUUCUCAAUAUUAUCUCACUAUAAGGUUGUUGUGAUAUGUAAGUUUGGAGUUGGGCAAUCUUACGCAAUUCUAUUGCAUUACUAGCUGUUGAUAAAAUAUGUAUUUAUGUCGGCCGAACUCGCGGGGGCAAGAAGACGGAUGCACAGGUCUAUUGAAAACAGCGCACGCCACGGAGGAGACGGGAACAGAGAGGAGGGUGCAUAAGCUACACUAAAUACGUUCCCUUUAAACAGGGGACACGGCGGCGGGGGAUAGAUAGAGAGGGGAGAGGAGAAGAGAUUUAAAAAAAUAAAAGGAAGAAAGACAGCGAGGGUGGGAGGGAGAGAGAAAUAGAAAAAAAAAAAGAAAGAUGUCGUCCUCUCGUUUGAAAAGCCGAGGCGAAGCUUUGGAUUGCGGCCGAUCGGGGACUCUCUAGUUAGGGACACGAUUUUACGCAACACCGAGGCUUUGGAAUUCACCACCGCUUUGGCCUCUCGGAGCUAUCGAAAUAAAUAACUCUUCGUCCACGUAUUUACAAACAACUGCGGACUUAUUAUUAUUACUUUUUAUACAUUUUUCGUUAUUUGUAAUAACCAAAUUUUGCAUGGAUUUGAGAAUAGGAUUUAAUCUUAGGCUAUAAUAUAAAUAUACAAUGUAAAUUGCAUUGUAAAUGCAUCAUUAAAAGCAUGCAUCAACCAUUUUGUCGCAUUUUAGUUAUAAUAUCAUGUUGCAUCCUUUCGUCCCACACCAUAUAACAUUUUAGUUGAACAUUAUCAUUACUGUCAUAUAUUGUCAUAUAGCUGACAGCCUUUCAAAAUUGAUCAUUCAUCUUCAAUAAUAAUUUAUGCUAUUGAAUGCACCGCGAUUUAAACUUUCCCCCGGAGAUAUUCACCUUUGAUAUUUGAAACUGCAGAGAGGAACUAGGUAGACUGCAGACAUUAUAGCAGGCGGAGUGAUUCAUCAGUUGGCCCCAGCCUAUGGUUGGUUGGCCCCUAAGUCUCAGGCGGAUAUAUAUUUCUAGUUUUGACUCUUGGACUAAAAGUAUCUGACAUCAUCCUGCUUCAAAAUGGAUUCUUCUUGGAGUAACUUUCUGUUUCAGACUCCGCCCUCACAGACCCAAUCCGAGACAGCCCUCCAAUCAGAGCUGCUUCCGGACAUGACUGGCUCCGCCCAGAACCCCCCUACAGAGCACAUAGCCCCGCCCCCAUCCACAGUGGACACAGCCGCCCUGAAUGAAGAGCCUUUACCUGAGAAGGCCGUCUCCAAGCCUGGCCGGCCGACACACAUCUGCGCCACAUGUAACAAGCAGUUUAAGAACAACUACAACCUCCGGCGCCAUCAGUCGGUGCACACUGGCAUCAAAAUGAAGGACAGAGCAGCCAGAGAGAGGGAGGACGGGAGCAAGGGAGGAGGAGGAGGGGGGCGGCAAACAAUCCCUCUCUCCCUCCUCCACCUCUCUCUGCCCUCUCAUCCUCCUCCCGCAGAAUCCCUCCCCCAACCCUCCCCACUCGGAAACCAGGAGAGCCAACCUGUUGCGGUGUCCAUCGCCCCAGCGACCGUCACCAUGGCUGCGCCCCAGGUGCUCCAAGCUGCAGUUGUGGUUGCCGGGACAAUGGUACAGAACCAGAACCAGGGGCCUCAACCCUACCCCAACCCUAGCCCCAACCAGGUGAGGAAGAACCAUGCAUGUGAGGCCUGUGGGAAGGCCUUCCGAGACGUGUACCACCUGAACCGCCACCGGCUUUCCCACUCGGACGAAAAGCCCUACCACUGCCCCAUCUGCCAGCAGCGCUUCAAGAGGAAAGACCGCAUGAGCUACCAUGUACGCUCACACCAAGGAGGGGUGGAGAAACCUUACGUCUGCCCCCACUGCGCCAAGGGAUUCUCACGACCCGACCACCUCAACAGUCACGUCAGACAGGUGCACUCCACUGAGAGACCCUUCAAGUGCCCGACCUGCACGUCUGCCUUCGCCACUCGGGACCGUCUCCGUGCCCACCUGAUUCGCCACGAGGAGAAGGUGCCGUGCCACAUCUGUGGCAAGCUCCUCUCUGCCGCCUACAUCACCGAUCAUAUGAGGGUCCACAACCAAUCACAGCACCACGCCUGCCACCUGUGCAACCGCAGCUUCACCACCCUCACCUAUCUGCGUGUCCACGCUCAGAAACAUCACGGCCAGGAGUGGAAGGAGAGCGGCGGGACGCGGGGCAUGUUCGGCGGGGCCGGUGCUGGCGGGGUGCUGCUGUGCCAACUGUGUGGGGUGCAGUGCAAGACACCCACCCAGCUCCAGGGCCACAUGGGCACCCACGCCGUCACCCAGGUCCAGGGCGCCCCCAGCCCCAGCAGUAGCCCCGCGGGGACCGGUACCAUGGCUGUGGCCGUGUCUCUGUCAGGCAGCUCAACCGUGGGCCUGCUGGUCACUGACUGCUCCAGCAUCGCCCCCCAGCCUCUCAGCUAGCAGCCAGGCCCAUUGGAGAGAGGGAGGGGGAAGGGGGAGAGGGGAUGGAGGUAAAUGGAUGCCGUGGAGACUGCAGUCAGGACAGCUUGAAAGAGGAGUGGAUGUGGCUCGGGGUGAAAUUUAUCCUAAGUACAGAUGUACUGUAGGAUCAGUUUCCCCUCCCCCAAUCCUAACCAUUAAUGGGGAAAGUUAAAUACUGGCCCCGGAUCAGCAUAUAGGGGCAUUCACCCCCCAGGGCCCCAUUUCUUUUUUUACCUUUAUUUUACUAGGCAAGUCAGUUAAGAACAAAAUCUUAUUUUACAAUGACGGCCUACCCCGACCAAACCCUAACCCAGGCAACACUGGGCCAAUUGUGGGCCGCCCUAUGGAACUCCCAAUCACAGCUGGUUGUGAUACAGCCUGGAAUCAAACCAGGGUCAGUAGGACUGAGAUGCAGUGUCUUAGACCGCUGCGCCACUUGGGAGCCCUUUGUAUUCGAUCCUAUUUAAGAUGUUGCUGUUGUUUACGCAACAGUCACUUUAUCAACUGCCAUUGGUGGACACGAGAGAGAAGAGGAAAGGAGAGAUCGUGGAAUCCCCUUUUUUUUAAAUGAAAUUCUACUGAACGAAAGAGAACGUUUUCCGGUUCAAUAUGCCACUUUUCCAUUCACAUAGAACCCAAACUCCCAUAACGAUGUUUGGGAUUUUACAAAUGCAUCACUAUUUAUUUUCUUUGGAAAUAUUGAUUAUACAGUAUAUGAUCACCCAGACGUAGUUUGAGCUGUGGUCCUACAUUGGCUUUUUGCUUUUUAAGAUGAACAGUAUUCGCAAGAAAGGACUGUUGCCUUUUCAACAGAAACAUGUCAUCACCAUGUAACUUUACCCUAUCACUUAUAGACAGAUAGCAUCAAAUGGGUAUUUAUUUGUCUGUAUAUUUGGCUACUGAAUGCUCGUCUUUCUUUGCUUCCUAUGAUCUUGUUGUUAUUAUUCUGGAUGCUCUGAUUUUUAAUUCUCUCAAAGUUGAAUUGGUCUGAAAAGUAUUUGUACUUUUGUGACACGUUUUUGUGAGAUUGCAUUCUAGACUGUUCUUCUGUUGAUUUAGAAUCUCCUCUGUUAAUGUCACUGUAUUAAAGCAGUAGUAUGUAUAACCUA
Salmo salar (Atlantic salmon) is the source of this 3606-nucleotide messenger RNA. RefSeq names its product myc-associated zinc finger protein. Lineage: Eukaryota; Metazoa; Chordata; Actinopteri; Salmoniformes; Salmonidae. The record is from RefSeq and is a predicted model, not a curated record. Gene Ontology annotation, molecular function: RNA polymerase II cis-regulatory region sequence-specific DNA binding; DNA-binding transcription activator activity, RNA polymerase II-specific. Gene Ontology annotation, cellular component: nucleus. Gene Ontology annotation, biological process: regulation of transcription by RNA polymerase II.